This is a messenger RNA of Manduca sexta (tobacco hornworm), 1551 nucleotides long. RefSeq names its product tRNA-splicing endonuclease subunit SEN2 (gene Tsen2). The transcript is spliced from 3 exons. The record is from RefSeq and is a predicted model, not a curated record. Gene Ontology annotation, molecular function: tRNA-intron lyase activity; nucleic acid binding. The coding region runs from base 420 to 1490 and encodes 356 amino acids. Lineage: Eukaryota; Metazoa; Arthropoda; Insecta; Lepidoptera; Sphingidae. Gene Ontology annotation, cellular component: tRNA-intron endonuclease complex. Gene Ontology annotation, biological process: tRNA splicing, via endonucleolytic cleavage and ligation; tRNA-type intron splice site recognition and cleavage.
CUUAGCAGACCGCGGACAAAAAAGUCCAUCGUCUAGUAAACCCCUAAUUUAAACAUUUGACUAUUUCGAAUUGUUUGGUUACCCGUUACAGUGAUAAAAAUAGACACCUUACAAAUUAUAAAUAAGUUCUUAGUUCAUGGAUUUAAAUUUCUAGUUAUAGGAUGCAUAUCAUGCAUAAAUAAAAAUUACUUACGGUUAUAUGUGUCUUCUACUUGCCGUUUUUCGUGUGAUGACUCCAUUUUCAAUAUCAAAACAAACUAUUAUCGUCAGAUGCAAUCUUGUUUAUUAAAUUUCUAGACUAUUAUUGGUAGAUAUUUAUACGUUGAGUUUUUGUGUAGCUAAAUCAUCGUUUGCGUUGUUCACUCGAAACCGUGACAUUCGGCUGUAAAUAAAUUUGGGAACUGGCCAGUUCUUUUGUCAUGACUACUUUGCAAUCAGAAGAUUGUCAAACUAAUGACCUAAACGACUUAUUUCCGAUGUCUAUUGAAUCGCUAGCCUUACCAUUAGAUAAUUCGAUGCGAAUUGUAUUUACUGGAUAUUACAAUGGAUUUAAUAUCGAAGUGAGGUCAACUGAGGAAAUGGCCUUAUUGUAUCACAUGGGAUGUUUCGGCAAGGGGUCCGCGUCGCGGUCCAAACCAAGCUUUAGACAACAUGGUGAUAAUGUGCCACAGAUAAUGAGGAGGAGACAAUAUAUGAAAAGAAAUUAUUGGUAUAAAAAAUUCAGUGAACCUGAUGAAAUAACAGAAUCAGAUAAGUUUUUAAAAGAGCUAGAUGAGUUGACUGCUAAAAUUAUAUCUGAUGGUGAGAAAUUAGCGACAGAAGAUGUUAUAGAUUUAGUUUCUAGUGAAGAAGAUGAUGAUGAAAUGCAGGGUACAAAUAAUUCUGUGAACACAGAAACUACAUUCCAUUCAAAUAAUAAAGGCGAUAUUGUUGUGAUAGUCCCAAACAGUGAUUCUGAAGACGAUGACUAUUUUGUGAAUCUGAAAACAAAAUGCUGUAUUAAUAAAAUUAAGAUAAGAGAGAAAUUAAUAUUGAGUUUAGAAGAAGCAUUUUUCUUAACAUAUGGCCUUGGUUGCUUAAAAGUUGUUAACAACAACAAUAUAUUAAAUAUAGAAGAUUGUUGGGCACUUUUUACAACAACAGACAAAAGAUUUAUUCCGAAAUAUGUUGUUUAUCAUUAUUUUAGGUCCAAGGGAUAUAUUGUUAAACCAGGAAUCAAGUUUGGCGGUGAUUACUUGCUAUACAAAGACGGUCCUGGAAUCAACCAUGCAGAUUACAUAGUAGUUGUAAAACAUGAGAAUAUACACAAUGAUUGGACCUCUGUUCUUGGACAUGUCAGAAUGGCUAAUAGUACUGUAAAGGAAGUGUUAAUAGCUGAAGUAACAAAAUCAUGUGAAUCCAUUAAACUCCCAGAAGAACUUAGUUCCUAUAGUGUUCGAGAAAUACUUUUAACAAGGAACAUUCCAGUUACAAUAAACAAUGAUGAUUAAUAUUUUUAUUAUGUAACACAAUAACUAAUAAGUAAACUAAAAAUAAAUUAUUUUGAAUAGG